GACAACAAUGCAUCCAACUCGCACCUGAUUUGAUGCCGCUGUUCAUUUUAUUGUUUGCAGAUAUUGCUUUUUCUGAUACAAGUAUAGGUCUCCAAAAUGUUAUUUAACAGGACGUCAGAGUUAUCAAAAAAUCUGAAGUACAAGGGUUAACAGGUGAAGAACAAGAACAAGUUGCUGAUGCAUUGAAAAAGCAUCAUCAGUGCAUGAUAUAGAAAUCAACACAAAAAAAAAUCCAAAUCUGAUGACUGACAGUAAGCAGAUUCAAAGAAGAAAACUGACAGUCUCAAAUAUUGUGUUCACUAGUCUCAAUUGAGAUAAAAGAUUUUUUGCCAUUAUUUUUUUUUAAUUUACUUUGGUAGAUGAUUACAUAGUGUGCAAUGGCAGACUGAAACUUUGGAGGACGAAGGUGGCGGAUACAGCACUUUCAAGCCAUAUCUAUAGCACACUCAGUCAAAGAUGUCGGCUUGGAUGGUUUGUUGCUUUGGUGGAAAGUGGUUCCUCCUAGAGAUAAUUUUUUUCGCACUCAAUGAAGUGGGGCUGGAAAGGGGGAAGGCAACCGGAUCAUCCGAAAAAAAUUCCCGACGGCCAGCCCUGCGAACAUGUGUCACAUACAGCGUUUCGAGACGAGAUCUGAACCCUGGGGCUUUCUUUGUCGUAAUGACAAGCGAGUGUUCUAACCACGAACUUCUAUCUCCUAUUGACGUCCAACUAUACUACUGGGCGCCCCCCACGAUGUCUGGGCAGCUUCAUCAAGGGAGAUCAUCAACAAUUGCAACGGAAGUACGUCAUUCAACGACGCCUUGCUGAAAAACGAAAAAUGCACACAUUCGUAAAAAUAUAAAUAUAUAUUUAUACACUUUGCAAUUACGAAUAAGAAAAAUCUACCAACAGAUUGAAGAGUGCACAACAUAAUCUUGCAGAAGUACUGCUGAUAAUAAAUCAGUGAGACAGAGAAGUUCAAGAGCCAGUCAGUACCAGAUUGAUGACGAUGAUGGAGAGUACAUCUGAUCAAACAGGGGUGGGAGAGUGUGAUGUAUGUGGUAAAGAUCAUAUGACUGAAGAGUGCCCAAUUUUAGGCCUGACAAACUCCAGCUUCACUCCACAGAUCUCGAGGGCACGUCUGACAGUCCCACACUUUUUAGGCAUUGUGGACUACUCUGAUGGUGAGGUGGGCAUUAUUGCAACUGAAUCCAUCUCAAACAAAACACAGCUAGGACCAUUUGAAGCUAAAAAAACCACAUAUGAUAUCAACAAAGAAGAAUUUUUUUUGCUAAAGAUCCUGUCUACUGAUGGCAACACAAUAAGUCUAGACGCAUCUAGUGAACAUCAUUGCAACUGGAUGGCACUGGUACAAGUGGCUACGUCAGCAGAGGAACAAAAUUGCAUGGCCUACCAGCUGGGCAUUAAUAUCUACUUUAACACUACCUGUGAUAUACCAAUGGGCACAACGCUUAAGGUGUGGUAUGCCCCUCAGUAUGCCAGGAAAUUAGGAAAACCUCUCCAGCCUGACGGCAGGACUAAAUCAAUGCUUGGUGAAGAUAUCAGUUCAUGGAAGACUGAAGACACACAAUCAUCUACAGGUAGUAAUGGAAUAUUGGAGGCAGCUGCAUUUUUAUCAUCUGUAAUUCCGGCUUCAGAUGCAUCUGACACUGUGAUCAUAAAACAGGAACAGGGAACUGAAGUGUUUCGUUGUCGUUACUGUUUGCGCCUCUUUUACAAUCAGAGUGAUUUUGCCAUACAUUUAAGAGGGCAUCUUAUACCAUCAAGCUUACAGUCUCACUCUCGAGGUAGACCAGGACGUCCUUGGAGCAAAGCAGGACUGUUACGACCAUUUGGAAAAAGAGGACCUGGACGACCUAGGAAGGCAAAGACAGAGGAGACAGAGGGUGUCGGUCAAAUCAAGACUGUUAAUGAACCUCGACGAAGAGGAAGACCACGCAAACACCCUGUGAUGGACUCCACCAUCACCUUUGAGGAGGAAGAGUCUGGAUCAAUAGAACGGAAGACAAAUGAGAAAUGCAGAGGAAUGAAGAAUCAGAUCAGUGGUGCAGAAGGAAAAGAGUACGAAAUUACUUGUGGUCCACAGGAUGUGCACAUUGAAGAAAACCCUGAAACAAACAUUGCCCAAAACUAUGAUGAUCAGACAGUUUCAAAGAAGGAUAACGUGAUAGAAAUGCAACAAGCUUCUGAAAAUGACACCAUAAGUACUGUACCGUGCAUCACCAGAGUUGAGGAAUCACAUGUCAUAGAUAGUCAAGACAAAAUUCUGGGUUUAAUAACAGAACAUAGGCCAGAACACACUGCUCUUCAUGAAACAGAGAAUGAUCAUAUAUCUGUAAAAAGAGGUAGAGGUCGUCCAAGAAAAGUGCAGAUUUCCCUUGCUGUUAGUAAAGGUGCCAUAGAUCAACUUCAGAAUGAUAUGGAGGUUGUAAAUCAAGAUGAUCCAGAUGUCAGUUUCAUAAGACCACUGCCAAAACGACGAGGUAGACCACCUAAGCAAGUUAUAGAAAAGGGAGAAAUAAAUAUUUUGCCGAUUUGCCUCAGUAUUUCUGGAAAUUCUUUACGCCGAGUACAGCCACGGCGAAUACUUAAAGGUAAGCGAACAUCAUCUUUCUGGUAUCCUGGUGAAAGUGAUUCAGAAGAUGACAAAGAAGAAAGUGAGGAGGAAAGAAAGGUUAAGGGAAAAAAUAUCAUCAAGCAGCUUAUUUAUUCCAAUUUAUCUAAUGAAGAAUCUGAAGAUGAAGAAAUAGAGGAAGGGGAGGUAGUUGUUAAAACUAAAGGACAUACAGGACUUAUCACUGUGCACUCUUCAGAUGGAAUAGUAUUGUCAGAGACCCCAGUCAUUUUGGUAAAUAAGGAGUCCAGUCAGGCACUACAAACUUCAGAAACUUCAAUCUCCAAAGAUGGCAUUCCUGAAGAUCAGGUAAUCAUGUUGCAAACGUUAGAAGAAUCUGCAAAGGAAAAUGUUAUAGAAGCCAAUGUUACAGCAUUGAUUGCAGCAGAUCAGAAUGGUCAAAGCACAUCAGUUCAACAGGAUGCACUAGCAGCUCUUGUUGAUGUAGCCCUUUCCUCACAAAAGAUGGACGACUUUGGUGAUGACGGCAAGGUAGAAAUGCUUCCAUCGGAAACAGAUUUAGAUGAAACUUCAGAUGACCCAGACUGGGAAGGUGUUCGUGAACCAACCCACAAGAGACGCCCUAAGCGACGCAGGGGAGAUGAUCCUGAAUUGGAGGAACUGGAAGAGAUGGUUCAGGUAGUAGAAGGAAUAGAUGGCAAGAAGGAGUUUGCUUGUGGUGUGUGUUCAAAACGCUUUCAGCAGCUUAAAUAUCUUAAGAUGCAUCUUCCUGCUCACACAGAUAAGUAUCGAUGUCAUGCCUGUGGACGCCGUUUUGCUCGCCAUGAGUCUCUUUUAAAGCAUACCUGUGAGAACUGGCUUUCUCUAGUGGAUCAAAUACCUGGUGAGGAAGAGGGUUCAGUAAUAUUUCGUUGUUGUGAAUGUGGACGAACCUUUCCACAUAGAGAUCAUGCACGGCGACAUGCUUCUAUGCAUCAAGGUACUUGGGCCUGUGAAAAAUGUCAGCGCUGUUUUCCUCGCCGACAGCUUCUACUGGACCACACUUGUGCUAAAGGAGCCAGUGAUGAAGAAACUGCACAACACUUAAAAUCUGCCCCUGCCAGAGACAUCGAGUUGGGCAUUUUAGAGGAAACUGAAGUAGAGGGCAACUUCGAAUGUGACAUCUGCAAGCAGAGUUUCCGCACAGCGAAGUAUCUUUUCCGCCACAUGGCGAUGCACACAGAACUCUUUAAAUGUGAAGAAUGUGGCAAGUGCUAUUCUCGCAAAGAUUCUCUGCAACGACACAUUCUACGUUGCUGUCCCCAGUAUGCCACUGAGUACAGUGUACAUGCCUGUGAAAUGUGUAAAAAGACAUUUGGCACUAAACUGGGUCUUGAAAAUCAUCUGCUGAACUGUGGCAAGUUUCAGUGUCCACACUGUCGCAUUGCAUUUUUUAGUCAGGCUGACUUGACCCAACACAAGUGUGAAGGAAAAGUUAUCAGUGACGCUGCCACUGUACAAUUUCCAUGUAAGGAGUGUGGCAAGACUUUUGCCUCAUUACCAUACCUUGCCAGGCAUGAGGCAUCACACAAUGCUGCCUUUGAGUGUGAGAUUUGCAAGAAGGUCUUUGUCAGAAAAGAAGAGCUGACAUGGCAUAUGCCAGUAUGUCAAGGUGUGAGUAUGAUUGAACAUAAUGGGAGUACAAUGUGUGCCAUUUGUCAAGUUCAGUUCAAGGAUGCACGAGCAUUUAAAGAGCACUAUCAAGUACACACACACCCUUAUCGAUGUGACCAAUGUGGCAAACGAUUUAUCAAGGUUGGAACUUUACAUACCCACAAGUGUGAUGGUGUGGUAGCAGGGACAGUGGAUGAAGAUGGGCUGCUGCACUGUGACCUUUGUGAAAAGACUUUUAAGAAUGAGCGUUACCUGGCUCGUCAUAAGCAGCUACAUGGAACCCCCUCAUUUGAUUGUGAAUACUGUGGCCGCAAGUUUAUACGUAAGGAUUAUUUGAAUGACCACAAGUGUAUAUUACCUGAUGGAACGCCUGUCCGGGUUGUACGAAAGAAGAAUCGGCUCUAUAUCCGUGACGGCCUGACCUGCCCUCACUGCCGCAAAGACUUCAGCUCCAAAUCAAACCUCAACAAGCAUAUCCGUGUACAUGGAGAAAAACAAGCGGAGUGUCAUAUCUGUGGGAAAAAAUUUCACUAUGACAGUUACCUUAAGCUUCACAUUGCCACUGUCCAUGAUCGUCAAUUCCAAUACCAGUGUUCACAUUGUGGAAAGAUUCUUUUUUCAAAAACUGGGCUCAUUGCUCAUAUCAAGCAGUUUCAUCAGGAGACCACGCGAAUGUAUCCAUGUCCAAAGUGUGGCAAGACUUUUCGACAGAAGGGAAACAUGCGAACUCAUCUUUAUUCUCACACAAAAGAGAGAACUUUCAAAUGUCAAGAUUGUCCUAAAGCAUUCAAGUAUCCAGAUCAGCUAAAUCGACACCGUCUGGAACACACUCUGCAAGAAAAAAUUCAUUGCCCACACUGUGACAAAACAUUUGUCCGGCAUUAUGAAUUACGCCAGCAUCUUCGUCACUUUCACUCAGGCUUGGUUUUUUCUUGUCACAUCUGCCACGAAAGCUGUGCACAUAAGCACACAUUAAGACCACUACGCCGCAACUCGAAAAUGGCAACGUGUUGA
Pomacea canaliculata is the source of this 5242-nucleotide messenger RNA. RefSeq lists its product as uncharacterized. Gene Ontology annotation, cellular component: nucleus. The record is from RefSeq and is a predicted model, not a curated record. Gene Ontology annotation, biological process: regulation of transcription by RNA polymerase II. Lineage: Eukaryota; Metazoa; Mollusca; Gastropoda; Architaenioglossa; Ampullariidae. The transcript has 13 exons. Gene Ontology annotation, molecular function: RNA polymerase II transcription regulatory region sequence-specific DNA binding; DNA-binding transcription factor activity, RNA polymerase II-specific. The coding region runs from base 983 to 5242 and encodes 1419 amino acids.